AUUUUAUUUUUUUUGAAAAAUAAAUACAAACCAAAUAAUCUCCAUCUAACGGUUCAGAGCCUCUUCCCCUUAUUGCGUGCUCCCCCCUCUCUUCUUCGUCUUCCUCGAGAAACCCUAGCCCAUCCUCCAAUGGACCGCUUCGUCGCGCUCUCCCGUCGACAUAGGCGGUGGCUCCUCCUCCUCGCCGCCGCCUCCGCCGCGGGGUACGGCGCCUACAGGAUCUACCACCACCCCUCCGUCGCCCGCAGCCGCCGUGGAAUUGCCAGGCUCGCCGGAACCCUAGCGGCCGUCGCCGACGCCGCCGCGUCCUCCGCCGACGCGGCGGCCCUCGUCUCCGCCGACGUCAACUCCUUCCUCCGCUCCGAUGCCGACGAGGUCCCCGCCAGCCUGAGGCAGAUCGCCAAGCUCGCGAGGUCCGAGGAGUUCGUCGGGUCGCUUUCUAGGGUUUCCGAAGCCCUAACUGUUGGUAUCGUCCGCGGGUACGGCUCCAGCUAUGGCUUUGGGGGAGAAAUCGAAGAACUCGGCGGCUCUGAAUCGGCGUCUCGCUCCAGCUUCUCCGAUAAGCUUCUCGAUAAGCUCUUCUCCACCGCCGGAUCGGGCUUCGCCUCCGUAGUGGCCGGAAGAUCGGAGGGUGGGGGCGGUAGCUCCUCUUCGUAUUCUCCGGAUGUUUCUAGGUGGAUAGAGGUGAUCUGCGGCGAUAAGUGCAAGGAGAUGAUCGGCAAUUGCAUCCAGAUAUUCGUGAGCACCGCUGUGGCGGUCUACCUGGACAAGACCAUGGACAUCAACACCUAUCAAGAGUUAUUCGCCGGCCUCACAAACCCUAAGCACGAGUCGAAGAUGAAGGACAUGCUAGUUACUGUGUGCAACGGCGCCGUAGAAACCCUAGUCAAGACGUCCCACCAUGUGGUCACCGUGCCGAACGCGACCUCCCAAAGAAGAGGUGAAACAAAUGAUAUGGAAGAGGAAUCGAAGGGCUCACAUGAUAGGAUAUCAUCAGAUCAGAGCAGUAAGAGCGGUGGUGGGUGGGUUGAUACUGUUUCAUCGACAUUGGCUGUGCCGAGCAACCGGAAGUUUGUUCUUGAUGUCACGGGGAGGAUCACUUUCGAGACAGUCAGGUCUUUUCUGGAAUUCAUGUUGUGGAAGAUUUUAGAUGGCGCGAGGAGGGGCGUAAAUGCUGUUCACGAGGAGGUGAUUGGGAGGGUUUUGGAGGUGGUGAGGUAUAUUAGUGCCAAAUCUAUGCUUGUUGCUACGAUAUGCAUUACGUUGUGCAUGCGAGUAUUCACUAGGACGAAGGUUUUGACGCCGGCGUAAGUUGUCGGUGGAAAUUGAAUCCAUGGGCUUGAAAUCAAGUCCUCAAAUGGAACCCUCUAAUCAGGUGUAGUUUGGCACUUCGCGAAACCCCUUUUGUGCAGAUUUCACUUCUUAGCAACGAAGGAUUCCUCUGUUUUGGAUUUUACGACAUUUGUUUUACUGUUUACAUUUGUUUUACUGUUUUGGUAUCAUUCUUAGGAUCAGUGAGCCAAAUGUAAUAUGUGGGCUCAUUAUCUACUCAAGUCGUUGUUGGUAUUUUCACAAAUUUUUACACGAAAUGGGUUGACGAUUGAUAUCUGUCUCCUUUUUCUGAUGGAGAAACGCAUAUAGUGCUAUCA
Messenger RNA from Ananas comosus (pineapple), 1649 nucleotides. RefSeq names its product protein PHLOEM PROTEIN 2-LIKE A10-like. NCBI's taxonomy places the organism in Eukaryota, Viridiplantae, Streptophyta, Magnoliopsida, Poales, Bromeliaceae. The record is from RefSeq and is a predicted model, not a curated record.